UAUUAUAUGCUCACACGGUCAAAUUCACCCUUACCCUCACGUUUUAGAGCCAUCUUUCAGCCUUCUCCCUAACAGAGCCACCCUUGCUCUGCCACCGCUCUAUCUUUUUGGCUCGUUUGUGCAGUUUCCCUCAGAGCCACCCUUCGUAUCUUGCCGUCUUCCUCACUCCGCCACCUCUAUUUGUCGCCAUCUCCCUCACUCCGUCAAUCUCUCUAUAUCGUCGUCUCUCUAAUCCUUUCGUGUCACCCUCUUUGUCGUGGGCUAAUUUUGGGUCUUUUUCUGUGUUAUGUUUUGGGUAUUGUGGAGAAGAAGGGUAACCUGUGUACGAGCUUAAUUAUUUUGGGCAGAGAGUGUGGGGAGAAGAAUAUGCCUAAUCAAAUAUAAGAGUGGGUUUCUUCUCUUUAUCAAUAUAGGAGAAGAAGUUGUUGAUAUUCCAUAGACCAGUGUGUAUGGUAUGGCCUACGCUGACUUCCUGAAUUUGUUGUUUGCGGUUGGGGUUUGGUGUGUUGCCUAUAUUGCUGCUGCAGUUCUUGAAUCUCUUAGAAUCUUCAAUUCUCUCUGCCCAACUUGAUUUUGUCAUUGAGGCUGUUUGAAGGCAUCAUGGGGUAUGCUCAGCUUGUAAUUGGCCCUGCAGGAAGUGGAAAGUCAACAUACUGUUCUAGUCUUUACCGACAUUGUGAAGCUGUUGGGAGGACUAUACAUAUUAUAAACCUAGAUCCUGCUGCAGAAAACUUUGAUUACCCUGUCGCCUUUGAUAUUAGAGAACUGAUUUCAUUGGAAGAUGUUAUGGAGGAACUCGGCUUAGGUCCCAAUGGUGGCCUUAUGUACUGCAUGGAACACCUCGAAGAAAAUUUGGAUGAUUGGUUAACAGAAGAAUUGGAAAAUUACUUGGAUGAUGACUACCUUGUUUUUGACUGUCCAGGUCAGAUAGAACUUUUUUCGCAUGUUCCUGUGCUUCGGAAUUUUGUGGACCAUUUGAAAAGUAGAAACUUCAAUGUUUGUGGAGUAUAUUUGCUUGAUUCUCAGUUUAUGACGGAUGUGACUAAGUUCAUUAGUGGGUGCAUGGCAUCUCUCUCUGCAAUGGUCCAGCUUGAGUUGCCCCAUGUUAAUAUUCUCUCCAAAAUGGACCUUGUCUCAAACAAGAAGGAUAUUGAAGAUUUUUUGGAACCGGAGCCUCAGUUUUUGUUGUCAGAGUUAAAUCAAAGGAUGGCUCCUCAAUUUGCAAAGCUGAAUAAAGCUUUGAUUGAACUGGUUGAUGAGUUUAGCAUGGUGAGCUUUAUACCACUGGAUUUGAGGAAGGAGAGCAGUAUAAAGUAUGUGCUGGCUCAAAUUGACACAUGCAUACAAUUUGGAGAAGACGCUGAUGUGAAGAUCAAGGACUUUGAUCCAGAAAAUGAUGACUGAGAUUUUCCCGUCAUAUUUAUCUGAGAUGUGUUGCGUUAAAAGCUUUUUGGUGUUAUGGAGUGAUACAGCAUCGAGUAAAAGAAGACAUGCAUUGAGUUAUGAUGAUUUUUAAAGUGGUUCUUUUUAAAGUUUGGAGAAUGCUCGAAGCAGAGUUUGUGGAUUUUGAAAAAUGAAAUGCAAAUAGUUUUUUUUUUAACAUCUUUCAUUUGACGAGAUUACGUUAAUGUCUGAUUUGUCAAGAGGAAGAGUUAAUAUAUUAAUAUACUAAAUGAGGUUAUUAUAAGUAGUAA
Molecule: messenger RNA, 1694 nt
Organism: Humulus lupulus (European hop)
Lineage: Eukaryota; Viridiplantae; Streptophyta; Magnoliopsida; Rosales; Cannabaceae
Product: GPN-loop GTPase 3
Exons: 10
Coding region: 601-1404 (267 amino acids)
Molecular function (GO): GTPase activity
Source: RefSeq, a predicted model, not a curated record